This is a messenger RNA of Cercopithifilaria johnstoni, 142 nucleotides long. NCBI's taxonomy places the organism in Eukaryota, Metazoa, Nematoda, Chromadorea, Rhabditida, Onchocercidae. The record is from the annotation of a GenBank genome assembly.
AACGGGACCAGUUGGUAAGCAAGGAAAUGAAGGACCGAAAGGUAGACCUGGACCGAGAGGACCGAUGGGACUGCAGGGUGAACAAGGACCUAGAGGAAUGAAGGGACCGAUAGGAGCAACAGGGCCAAUGGCAGGAAGAUAA